AUUUCUUUCGAAGUCCGACCUCCCCCCUCCCCUUCCCCUUGCUUUUUUCUCUCCGAAAUCAGACUUUCCGGCUCCAAGCAAUUGUUGGGGGUGGCGACCGGCUGCUGCUGAGAAGGCCAUUGGCUCCUCCUGGGAAGCCCGAGGGUCUCCCGAGUUUAAACCCGCGGACGUCCGGGCGGGGAGGCCCAGUGGGCAGAGAUGAGUCCUGCAGGUUUCCAGCUCUGGAAGGAUUACUUCCAGUUGGCGAAGCUGGUGGAAGGGAUGAGCCGGUGCAGCCGCUCCGAAGAAGAGCCCGGCCUGCAGGGGGCGGAAUUCCCGCCGGAGCAGCAGCAGCACCAGCGGCGGCAGCAGCACCAACUUCCCCCGCGGCGUCCGCCGGUGGGCGAGGCUCCCCUGGACCCGCGGAGGCCAGAUAGGCUCGGCUGCUCUUUCUGCAAGCAGAACGGAGAGUCGCGGUACAUCUACGCCUCGCAUCGGCUGAAGGACGAGGCCGGCCGCGUGCAGUGCCCUAUUUUGAGAAAAUACACGUGUCCUCAGUGCGGAGCGUCGGAGGACUUCGCCCACACGAGGAAAUUCUGCCCUUUAACCAAGAAGGGUUACAUGUCCGUCUACACGACAUGCAUCAGGAACUCUGCUGGGAAGAGGAAAAAAAAAGGCAAGUCGCCGAGAAAACGAGCCGGUGUUGCUUUCCCUUCAAUAUAUACUUUAUAUAUUAAAAAAUCGUUUUCCCCCCAUCCCAGAUCUGAAGGCAACCGAAACGCAUCGGCAGCGGCUAUAAUCAGUUGGUGA
Molecule: messenger RNA, 789 nt
Organism: Candoia aspera
Lineage: Eukaryota; Metazoa; Chordata; Lepidosauria; Squamata; Candoiidae
Gene: NANOS3
Product: nanos C2HC-type zinc finger 3
Exons: 1
Coding region: 199-789 (196 amino acids)
Biological process (GO): oogenesis; negative regulation of translation
Cellular component (GO): perinuclear region of cytoplasm
Molecular function (GO): zinc ion binding; mRNA binding
Source: RefSeq, a predicted model, not a curated record